UAAAUAGUGUGCGCUUUAAAAGCAGAAACCGAUUGUUUACGAAAAAAUUUUAUUCAAUAACCAUAUUAUGGAUAAACAUGAGAAAAACGAUAAUACCGGUGAAAGUAACGACGACGAAUCUGUUAUGCCCGUGUUAUCUGAGCCUGUGCGUGCUAAGAGUUUAUUACGGGCAAACUUGGAAAAGCCAAGUGUAUUAAUUCACAGCAGAAUGCCGAACAUAAAAGUAUUUAGUGGAACUUCACAUCCAGAUCUUGCUCAACGAAUUGUCGAUCGACUUGGUAUCGAUUUAGGAAAAGUUGUCACUAAGAAAUUUAGUAAUUUAGAAACAUGUGUGGAAAUCGGGGAAUCUGUUCGUGGAGAAGAUGUAUAUAUUGUACAAUCUGGAAGUGGCGAAGUAAAUGACAACUUAAUGGAAUUAUUAAUUAUGAUCAACGCUUGUAAAAUAGCAUCAGCAAGUCGUGUCACUGCUGUUAUUCCAUGUUUUCCAUACGCAAGACAAGAUAAAAAGGAUAAGACAGGUAAUGGAGAGGAUGGAAAAACAAAAAAUCAACCCAAGAUUGUAAUGAAAUCAAACGAUUGGAAAUUCAGGAGUCGAGCCCCAAUAUCAGCCAAAUUGGUUGCAAAUAUGCUCUCUGUAGCUGGUGCAGAUCAUAUUAUAACGAUGGAUUUACAUGCAUCACAAAUUCAAGGUUUCUUUGAUAUACCCGUGGAUAAUUUAUACGCUGAACCAGCUGUAUUAAAAUGGAUUAAAGAAAAUAUUGUUGAAUGGCGUAAUAGUAUUAUUGUCUCACCAGAUGCUGGCGGUGCAAAACGUGUAACAUCUAUUGCUGAUCGAUUAAACGUUGAAUUUGCUCUUAUCCAUAAAGAACGAAAGAAGGCGAAUGAAGUUGCUUCUAUGGUAUUAGUUGGUGAUGUUAAGGACCGCGUUGCUAUUUUGGUUGAUGACAUGGCUGAUACUUGUGGCACAAUUUGUCAUGCUGCUGAAAAAUUAAUUGAAGCUGGUGCAACUAAAGUAUAUGCAAUUUUAACACAUGGUAUAUUUUCGGGUCCAGCUAUAUCACGAAUAAAUAUGGCUAAUUUUGAAGCUGUAGUUGUUACAAAUACGAUUCCACAAGAUAGCCAUAUGAAAGAUAGUCCUAAAAUUCAGUGUAUUGAUGUAUCCAUGAUGUUUGCGGAAGCAGUCCGAAGAACUCAUAAUGGAGAAUCCGUGUCAUAUCUGUUUUCAAAUGUUCCUUAUUAAAAUCUUCUAUCAAACAAGACAUGACUUGUAUAUCAAAAAAGGCGAGAAAAUAUUAUAGUUUCGCUAUAUAUCCCACUUUUAAUUUUUUACUUUUGAAUCUGUACGAAUUGGUUGUUUCCAUCUCCAAUAAAAAUGUGUAAAAUUAAAAUUUAAAGUAAAUUUAAAUGUGUAAAAAAAAAAUUUGGUAAAAACAAAACAAAAGAAAUUAUUUUCAUAUUUUUAUAAUUAACUUUCUAAAUAAGACACAAGAAUAUAGAGAUAUUAUUGUUUAAAUAUUAUAUU
Chrysoperla carnea is the source of this 1522-nucleotide messenger RNA. It is a transcript of the gene Prps, whose product is annotated as ribose-phosphate pyrophosphokinase 2. Lineage: Eukaryota; Metazoa; Arthropoda; Insecta; Neuroptera; Chrysopidae. The record is from RefSeq and is a predicted model, not a curated record. Gene Ontology annotation, molecular function: magnesium ion binding; ribose phosphate diphosphokinase activity. Gene Ontology annotation, biological process: purine nucleotide biosynthetic process; ribonucleoside monophosphate biosynthetic process; 5-phosphoribose 1-diphosphate biosynthetic process. Bases 68 to 1240 code for a protein of 390 amino acids. Gene Ontology annotation, cellular component: ribose phosphate diphosphokinase complex; cytoplasm. The transcript has 6 exons.